This is a messenger RNA of Linum trigynum, 724 nucleotides long. Lineage: Eukaryota; Viridiplantae; Streptophyta; Magnoliopsida; Malpighiales; Linaceae. The record is from the annotation of a GenBank genome assembly.
CACCCCCAAAACCCUAGCCAUUUCUGCAAUACUUGUUCAAGAGAGGCGGAGCGCAGCGACUCGCAGAAAGAAUGGCGGCUCCCGGCGACGUUGUGAAGGCUGGUACUGUGAAGGAUGUCUCACCCCACGAGUUCGUGAAGGCAUAUGCCGCUCACCUGAAGCGAUCUGGCAAGAUUGAGUUGCCCCCCUGGACUGAUAUUGUUAAGACUGGUAAAUUGAAGGAGCUUGCCCCUUAUGAUCCCGACUGGUAUUACAUCAGAGCUGCCUCGAUGGCAAGAAAGGUGUACCUGAGGGGAGGCCUUGGUGUUGGUGCUUUCCGAAGAAUUUAUGGCGGAAGCAAAAGGAAUGGAAGCCGUCCUCCCCACUUCUGCAAAAGCAGUGGUGCUGUUGCCCGUCACAUUCUUCAACAACUGGAGAAGUUGAACCUUGUUGCAAUUGAGCCCACUGGUGGAAGGAAAAUCACUUCAAGUGGCCAGAGGGAUCUUGACCAGGUUGCUGGUCGGAUUAUCGUUGCACCUUGAGGAGUGAAGAACAUUGCGAGGCAGGCUUAUCACACAGCGAGAUUGCUGUGCUUAAUUUUGCUUGUUAGACUUUAGUUCCAAGCCUACUGUUUUUCUGGAAAAAUGUGCACCGAAGUUACGAAUGGAUGAUGAGAUAUUAGAUCUUGACCAAAUUUCUGGUUUUAUGUAAUGCUGAGUUUUGUGUUCUUCAGAGUUCAUUUUGU